Dioscorea cayenensis subsp. rotundata (Guinea yam) is the source of this 971-nucleotide messenger RNA. Its product is annotated as probable BOI-related E3 ubiquitin-protein ligase 3. Gene Ontology annotation, molecular function: ubiquitin-protein transferase activity. The transcript is spliced from 3 exons. Gene Ontology annotation, biological process: regulation of programmed cell death. Bases 141 to 872 code for a protein of 243 amino acids. The record is from RefSeq and is a predicted model, not a curated record. NCBI's taxonomy places the organism in Eukaryota, Viridiplantae, Streptophyta, Magnoliopsida, Dioscoreales, Dioscoreaceae.
AAUUCAAUUCAUUGAUCUUUCUUUCUUCCUUUUUCUCUCUUUAUAACCAUUAAAACCCUCCCUCACUUCCUCCACUACAAAUUAAAGUUAGAGAAAAACACAACACCAAACUUAAAAACCAAAGCUAGCUUCCAUCAUUCAUGGCCAAUGAAUCUCACCACCUUCUCUUCUUCUCAAAUAAUGAGUUUAUGAGUGUCAUAGAGAACUACAACAGCAUGCAAACAAGCUUUAUGGCGCCGCCGGUGAACUCUCUCGGCGGCGGUGACGGCGAGUCGGCGGUGAGAAAACGACAAAGAGAUGAUGAUAGUGAUGUUUUGUCGUUUCUUGCCGGAGAUGAUGACGUGGCUCUCCGGCUACAUCAACAGUGGCUUGAUAUUGAUUACCUCCUCGUUAAUUAUGAGGAGAAGAUGAGGAAAGAGAUGGAGGAGAAGAGGAAGACGGCGAUGAGGGAAGUGAUGGAAGGCAUGGAGGAGAUGGUGAUGAGGAGGAUGAGAGCAAAGGAGCAAGAGAUGGAGAUGAUAAACAAGUUCAACUGGGCGUUAGAAGAGAAGAUCAGGAGCGUCGCCAUGGAAAACCAGGUGUGGAGAGAUGUGGCUCAGAGCAACGAAACAGCCGCCAUUAUUCUUCAGAGAAACCUCGAGCUGGUGCUGGCGAAGGAGGAGGAUGUGGAGUCUUGUUGGUUGGGAGGGAGUGGAGAGGAAGAAGGGAAAUGGAGGCGGAGGUGCAGGAGAUGUGGUGUGGGUGAGGUUGGAGUGGUUGUGUUGCCGUGCCGGCACUUGUGCGUUUGCUUGGCGUGCGCGGCCGGCGUUGUUGGUUGCCCGGUUUGUAGAGCUGAGAUUGACGACAAGAUGUUUGUUAAUAUGUCUCUAUGAAUUCUUCUUCUUGUAAUGCUUCUUUUGAUCUUUGAAUUUUGGGAUAUAACAAAAUGUUAGCAAUUUUAUUGACUAAAAAAAUUAUUUUAUUUUACUAAA